This is a messenger RNA of Rubroshorea leprosula, 877 nucleotides long. Lineage: Eukaryota; Viridiplantae; Streptophyta; Magnoliopsida; Malvales; Dipterocarpaceae. The record is from the annotation of a GenBank genome assembly.
GCCUGGGUUCGAGCGUGUGCUCGUCACGAACCCAGCGCUCGCUUGGGUUCGGGCGCACGCUCGUCAUGAACCCAACGCUCACCUGGGUUUGAGCGCGAGCUCGUCGCAAACCCAGCAUGCGUCUGGGGAUGCGAUGGAUCUGUACUAUUGGACGACACACCUACAAUGAAAGGGGAAAAAACAGCAAAACCAAAUAACGGUUCUCUCAGGGGAUUUGAUGUCAUUGACAGGAUCAAAGCUGAAGUUGAGAAAAUUUGUCCCGGCGUUGUUUCAUGUGCCGAUAUUAUCACCAUUACCGCUCGUGACUCUGUGGUUGCUUUGGGUGGACCUUACUGGACAGUUCUCUUGGGCAGAAGAGAUUCAAAGACAGCAAACUUCAGUGGUGCCAACUCAGACAUCCCUGCACCCACUUUGAAUCUGACCAACUUCACCACUUCCUUCGCAAACAAAGGCUUAAGUGUUAGUGAUUUGGUGACUCUUUAUGGUGCCCACACUGUCGGCCAAGCUAGGUGCACCAAUUUCCGCGCCAGGAUCUACAAUGAAACAAACAUUGAUCCCUCCUAUGCGAGAGCAUUGAGAGUAAACUGUCCGGUCAACGGAGGAGAUAACAAUCUUGCUCCUUUAGACACUGCAACUCCAACAAUCUUUGAUAAUCAUUUCUACGUGGACUUGAUUGUCAAAAAGGGGCUUCUGCACUCUGACCAAGAGUUCUUCAAUGGUGGCAUAGCCGACUCUCAAAUUAAGGCUUACAGCUUCAAUCCAAAAGCUUUCACUGAGGAAUUUGGAAAGGCGAUGAUCAAAAUGGCAAACAUUAACCCUCUUACAGGCACCAAAGGCCAAAUCAGGUUGAACUGCAGGAAAGCAAAUUAAGUCCUCC